AAGCAACACAGGAGUGGCAGAAAGUGCAGCUUUUGAGGCUGUGACUGGCUGUGACUCCUCUCUGGAAAGGGACUCUUUCCGAAGGUGCCGCAUUCGCCUUCUUUGUGGUUGCAUGAGUCUCCCUUCCACCUGCAACAACCUGGAAGAGACCUUUUACGAGUCAAUGUGGGUUUGAUUUGGCACCAUCUAUCGUCGUAGCUUACGCUAGACGGGCCCCCAGCCAUGGCGGCUGCCCUGGUGAAGUCACAGUUCUACUGGCCCGGGCACUUGGUUCGACAGCCCUCAAACAACCACCAGCACACUGGAAGGAUCCAAGCUAGUCUGCACAAUGCAGGUCCCGUACCCACUCCAUCUGCUCAGAGAGCACCACAGAAGGCCGCUGCCACUGAGAAGCCGCUACAAAGCCAGGAGAGAAAGGACAAUGCAGCCAUGCAAACGAAGGACCUCAAGCUAGUAACACCUUCAGAAGCAAGGGAUGAGGCAUCCAAGAAGCGAGCACCUCUCAUUAGUCGGGAAAGAGUGAACCACCAGGGAAGGAGGAGUCUGCUUACCAAAGGCCUGAUGGCGGCAGCAUUGUGCCCUCUCUGUUCAGACUUGCAACACGCAUCAGCUGCAGAGUGGGGCUAUGGCGGGCCUGCGGGGCCGCUGAGAUGGGGUGGCUUUUGUAUACUAGGGAGACAGCAGUCGCCGAUCGACAUGCCUGUGAAAGGCACUUCAUACAGGCCUGACACAUUCGGCAAGCUGCAGUUCGACUACCAUGCCGCUGACGUCAACAUUCUAAACACGGGACACGGCACAAUGCAGGUCAACUUUCCGGCCGGGAGCAGCACAUUGAGAGUGGGAAAAAGGACGCUGGACCUCCUCCAGUUCCACUUCCACAGCCCCAGCGAGCACGCUGUUGACGGAGAGCGGUUUGAUAUGGAGGCGCACAUGGUGCACAAGGAUCGUGAAACCGGGACCCUAGCUGUUGUUGGGACGCUCCUCCAGGCCGUUCCGGACGUGGAGGCCCUCUUCAACCCGGCCCUUGAAGCAGCACUUCAACUUGCUCCCCGCGAGCACGGAGCUAUGAAGCCUGCGGCAGUCUGCGCCCCCACUUGCAUCAACGUGAAAGUCUCUGCUGAAGACCUCCUCCCAGUUGUCAGCGACGCGGAUAGCCGAUCGUACUUCCACUACGCGGGUUCGCUGACUACGCCGCCUUGCAGCGAGGGAGUUGAUUGGUUCAUGAUGGGGAACACCGUUCGCAUCCCGUACACGCAGCUUGUCAGCUUCCUGCAAUAUGUCGGCGACCAGAGGACGCUGGCCUUCAACACUCGUCCGUUGCAACCAAUCAGGGAUCGGGAGAUCACGAGGGGCCCAGCAUGAGACCGUCGAGAGGGUGAUCAAGUAUCUAAUGCGUUGAGAGAAGAUCUUUGUGUCUCAAUCUGUGGACCAAUUUUUCCACCACCACUCUCAAUAGCUUGAUCAGUAAAGGUUCCCCACUUAGGUGUUGCAUGCGAAUGAACUCGGUAGCAAGCCGUCAAAAGUUUCUUGCGCAUCUGCCAUGAUAAGAGCAUCGUUAGCGUUCUACAGCCUUCCAUCAUAGGUCCUGCAAGUUUGAAUGUGGAAGAUACCGUACUACUCACUGCAGGACUGAUCAGGUGUAUGUCCUUGAUCGAGAGCCUUGGUCUAUUCGCAUCGGCUAGACCAGGCGCUCCUUUGGUUGACCCCAUGCAAGUACGUUCAGCUUCAAUUCGACUUAUGAAGUUGUACGUGCAGUUCAAAGGACUUUCUGUUGCAUUUCUCAAUCUCAGUGUGACACAAGUGUAUAGGAUGAACCACACAUACCGCACCUCCAC
Klebsormidium nitens is the source of this 1835-nucleotide messenger RNA. Lineage: Eukaryota; Viridiplantae; Streptophyta; Klebsormidiophyceae; Klebsormidiales; Klebsormidiaceae. The record is from the annotation of a GenBank genome assembly.